Molecule: messenger RNA, 3004 nt
Organism: Etheostoma cragini (Arkansas darter)
Lineage: Eukaryota; Metazoa; Chordata; Actinopteri; Perciformes; Percidae
Gene: oafa
Product: OAF homolog a (Drosophila)
Exons: 4
Coding region: 544-1365 (273 amino acids)
Source: RefSeq, a predicted model, not a curated record
CUACCAUCACUGCGCUCACUCACACACACACACACACUCACACACUCACAACAGAAAGUUUGGAGGCCAGGCGAGCACCGGGACACCGACGGAUAGGAAGUGACGAGACUUCAUGAAUUGCAGAAGGAGGGCAAAAUAAGGAGACGGGAAUAUCAACACAAAGCAGAAUGAGAAGCAACGUGCGAUCCUCGGACUCCUGGCUCUAGCGCUGGGGGGGAACUGAAAUGCGCAUGACCUUAUCCACAACGCCGGAGCGAGAGACUUUCAAUGGAAGUGAGCUCGGCUCCCAGAAGUGAAAAGCAGAGAUUUUAGUAAACGGGCAUUGUCGUCUGAUUUCCAUGACCGUGCUUGUGAUUCUGGAAAGUGCUGGCACACGGGUGCAUAUGGAAGUGCGACCUAUAAACUGCAACCCCACUUUCAAUAUGAAGGAAAAGACUUUACGAAAAAAUCCAAGAAACUAGUUAGGGGAUAUGAACGCAUGUUUUUGUAUUUCGCCUCUAUAUUUUUUUUUCCUCUGUAGGGUUCAGUUUUGCGUCUUUGGGGAUGUUUGCGAGUUGCGUCUCUGCGGCUUCAGUCGGGAUACUGAUCCGUCUCUGCGCCCUGGUGCUGGUCGUCGCUGUGGGACUCGGUUCAGAGCUGCGGGUCCGGGUCCGGCUCGCUGACGGACUGGUGACCGAGGAGGUUUUGGAGGCGGACAGCGAGAGAGACUCGAUAUCGCUGGAGUUCAAGCAGGGAGAUGGAACACUCAUCACUUUUGUGGCGGACUUCAAACAGGAUGUGAAGAUAUUCCGAGCGCUGAUCCUGGGCGAGCUGGAAAGAGGACAGAACCAGUACCAGGCUCUGUGCUUCAUCUCUCGUCUCAGCCGCAAUGAGAUCAUCCCAAGCGAGUCCAUGGCCCGUCUCAGACAGAAAAAUCCUCAGGCUAUUCGCUUGGCAGAGGAGCGGAGAGGACUUGAACAGCUGACGAUGAGCGCUGCGGUCAAUCUUAGUCAGGCCUCUCAACUCAGCUCCCAUGUCCACAACAUGUGCAGCGAGGCCCAUGAGGCCAUUUACACCAGGGAGUCCGAUGUCAAACACUGGCUGGACAAAGGAAUGGACGGCUCCAUAUUCACUGUCCUGCCCCAAACAACAGAGGUGCCCGGCUUUCAGGCCUGUCACUCUACUAAAGACUUGUGGCAGCCCUGUCUCUGCACAUACAGCCUGCGGCUGGAAUGGUAUCCAUGUCUGCUGAAGUACUGCCGCAGCCGGGACACCACGGGCAAAGGCUCCACCUACAAAUGUGGCAUAAAAAGCUGCAGCAAGGGUUACCAUUUCACUUAUUAUGUUCCCCAAAAACAGCUGUGUCUAUGGGAUGAGGAGACCUAGCAUUUUGUUUGGGAUGGUUAAGAAAAGAGAAACCUUUUCCACCAGCCGAGCCAAUGCUUCACCACUAUUCAAAGUAAACGCAGUAACACUGGACCUCAGUUUAUGUGAUGUGAAACUGUCUCAGGUGGAGAGUAGUGAGAUCUAGAUGGCCAAGCUGAAACAGAAAUUAUUUCAGGUUCCAAAUGAGACCAAAACCGUUGAAGAAGGAAAGAUGCAGCACGUCAUUCUAAGAGGACCCACUACCUUUUUUAAAAGCAUUUUCUGGGACAGUGACAUAUCGUUGUCAGCUAUAAUGUGACUUUGCCAAGAAGCUGAAUUUUGUGCCUUUUUUUUGGGAGAGAUUGGAGCAGAUGAGAGUGCCAACAUCAAUAACCUCCCAAACGAGCUGCAGUAUGCACAAAGCUGGACAGUUCAUUUCUGGUCAGUUUCACACCAGCAAAGGAGCAACAGAGUCCCACUCUGAUCAAAGGAGUCAUACUGGAAAACAUAAUCUUCCAUCCUGGUGAAGGGAAAUUUGGAUUAUGGAAAUAUCUUUCUUAUAAAGCUCUGUGAACAACUGUUUAUAGCCAACAAAACGCCUGUUUGUAACUGCCUGUUUAUAAUGUAAGCUGGCUGACAUAGGAAAUGCUUCUUCAAUGCUAGCUUUAUUUAUUUUGGUUGCAAAUUGAAAUUAUUGAGAACUUUUGUUGUAUCGUUUUGCAUUAAUCAAGCUCUAAAGUCUAAACCACAGGUCCUCAGUAACAGUAAGUUUUCACACACAUUUCAGAACAUUCUAACCUCUUGGAUUUUGGAUGUUGUUUCUAGACUCAUCCAUACUUCUUGCGUCUUAGUUGCCACAUUCUCAUGGUUGUAUAAAAAGUGUGGAUGAACUUACUGAAUUAUUAUCUUCUUUAAUAGGAGAGUUGACACCUCAUGCCCACCACUCACAUUCUCAGUCUGUUUUAAAAGUGUGAAAUAAACCAAAGUCAAAGAAAAUACUUUCUAAGUAAGGGUGUAACGUUUCAGUUUCUGUAAACAGACUUUUCACCGUGGUGUUUUCCCAUGUUAGGAGUCACUUCAGAAUGGCUUUUAAAAAAAGUCUAUACUGCCACCUUCUGGUUAAACAGUGUUUCAGUUUCUUAUGUUUUCUGUUGUAGCCAUAGACCAUAUUUAUAUGAAUUGAUAUACAGUCUAUGGUUGUAUCCCAAUGCCAAAAUUCUGGUUUUUGGUUUUUCAGUUUUGACAGUUUAUGUCAACAUGCGUAAUUCAAGGAGCACUUCUUAACUCAUGGGACCAAAUUUUAUUUCUAUAGGUUGAAGUAUGAUUUUGGUUUGUCUUACCUCCAUCUUCAUUUCAGUCUUAACUCGAAUAUCAAAAGAUCAUUUUGUGUUUUGUGUAUUAGUAUGUCCAGCUAACUAAAGAACCAAAUGAGUGAAAUAUUUCUAUUUUUGGCUUUUACCGGUGAUCCAAGUGCCUUAACAUUUCCGCUGAUAUCUUUGCGAUAUAAUUGUAGAUUAAUGUGUAAACAUAUUUUUUCUAUGAAAGAGUUAAUAUUUUGUAAAAAGUUGCCAUAAGAAGAAAAUGAAGCGAAUAGGUAAUGUACCAUUUAAGAGUUGAGUUUUAAAAGAAUUGUUUCAAUAAAGUCUUUCUUUGCACUGCA